UGUCAGUAGUUUAUGUGGAUUAGUGGUACUGGCUCAAGAGUGACAGUAGAGAUCAGCAUUAAGUCUGCUCCCCGGACUGAUUUGCAGACCUGAGGCUCUGGAUCCACCUCCCACUGUUGGUGUUUUAUUACUCCUUAUGGUGUAGCUGGUGAUCGUCCUGGAGAAGAGAGAAGAUGAUGAGUGAUGCAAGUGACAUGCUGGCUGCCGCUCUGGAGCAGAUGGAUGGCAUUAUAGCAGGUUCGAAGGCACUAGAGUAUUCCAAUGGCAUAUUUGACUGCCAGUCCCCCACCUCGCCCUUCAUGGGGGGCCUGCGAGCGCUGCAUCUGGUAGAGGAUCUGCGAGGCCUGCUGGAGAUGAUGGAGGCAGAUGAAAGAGAAGGGCUGCGAUGCCAGGUCCCGGAUUCGACGGCAGAGGCUCUGAUUGAGUGGCUCCAGAGUCAAAUGACUAAUGGACACAUAUCUGGUAAUGGAGAUGUGUAUCAAGAAAGGCUGGCACGUUUGGAAAAUGAUAAGGAAUCUCUUGUUCUGCAAGUGAGUGUGCUGACUGACCAGGUAGAGGCCCAGGGAGAAAAGAUUCGGGAUUUGGAGUUCUGCCUAGAGGAGCACAGGGAGAAGCUGAAUGCCACGGAGGAGAUGCUGCAGCAGGAGCUUCUGAGCAGAACGUCCCUUGAAACUCAGAAACUGGAUCUAAUGGCAGAGAUUUCCAAUCUGAAGUUAAAGCUUACGUCUGUAGAGAAGGACAGACUGGACUAUGAGGAUAGAUUCAGGGACACAGAGGAUUUGAUCCAGGAAAUAAAUGAAUUGCGAUUAAGAGUGGGAGAAAUGGACAAUGAAAGACUCCAGUACGAGAAAAAACUUAAAACUACCAAAUCUUUAAUGGCCAAACUUUCUAGCAUGAAAAUCAAAGUGGGUCAGAUGCAGUAUGAAAAGCAGCGGAUGGAGCAAAAAUGCCAGAUGCUAAAGGAUGAACUAGCAGCUUUGAAAGAGAAACUGGAGCAGAAGGAAGCUGAGGUGAAAAGGUUACAGGAAAAGUUGGUUUGCAAAAUGAAAGGAGAAGGAAUUGAGAUACUGGACAGAGAUAUAGAGGUGCAGAAAAUGAAGAAGGCGGUCGAGUCUCUAAUGGCAGCAAAUGAAGAGAAGGUAGCAAAAGGAAAAACUUUUUUGCAAUCUCUGAAUCGGUACAAAAAAGUUCAAGACAUGGUGAUAUUGGCUCAAGGCAAAAAAGGCAAGGAAGGUGAUGGUGAAGAGUUCCUGAGUUCAGGAUCCAUUUCCACGGCUUUAUUGGACGCACCAAGUCUCACUGACCCAGAGAAAAGUGCAUCCCCAACCCCAGAAACAGUGUCUCCAAGCCACGAAGAGUUCAACAUGAAUGUUCACGAAGAGAAUUCAUUACAGAUCCACACCAGUAUUUUACAGGUUUCAAUCCCUUCUUUUUCACCAACAUCUAAGAGCUCAGAAACUUUUGCAGAGAAAGUAAAAGCACAGCCUAGGCCAGAAGCUACAAGUGAAAUGAGUGAAGGAAGGUCAACAGGCUCCUCCCCAGAAACUCAGCUGAGUGACAGCCCAGUAAGUUCCUCCCUGCACAAGUCCAGCAGUCUGAGCAGUCUGAAGAAGGAGGCAUCGGAAGUGGACAAGGAGCCUGCGCAGAAGCCAGCAGAGGUUAAACCUCCUGUGGAAAGUAAUAAAUUUGGGACCCUGCCUCCAAAAUCUCCUUCUCAUGGUGGCACAGGAGAUGAGGAUAGCUUUGGUACCCGUAAAGCCAGAUCUUCGUUUGGACGAGGCUUUUUCAAGAUCAAAAAUAACAAGAGGACUGCGAGUGCUCCCAAUCUGGCUGAAACAGAGAAGGGAUCUGCAGAUCACUUGGAUCUGGCUGGUUUGCCCCCGCGACCAAAAGAAACUGAGAGUUUGCAGAUGACUCCACCUUCUCCAGAUUCCAAGAAAAAGGCAAGAGGAAUCAAGAAGUUAUUUGGAAAACUUAAAAGGAGUCAGUCUACCACCUUCAACCCAGAUGACAUGUCCGAGACGGAGUUCAAAAGAGGAGGGACAAGAGCAACUGCGGGGCCACGGCUGGGCUGGUCGCGAGACCUGGGGCAGUCUCACAAUGAGCUGGACAUGCCAUUCGCAAAGUGGACAAAGGAGCAGGUUUGUAACUGGCUCCAGGACCAAGGGUUGGGCUCUUACAUGAGUAAUGGCAAACACUGGAUACUAUCUGGGCAAACACUUCUGCAGGCUUCUCAGCAGGAUCUGGAAAAGGAGCUUGGGAUAAAGCACCCGUUGCAUCGGAAGAAACUUCAGCUUGCUCUUCAAGCACUAGGGUCUGAAGAGGAAAACAAUCAUGGAAAACUGGAUUACCACUGGGUUACCAGAUGGCUGGAUGACAUUGGACUCCCCCAGUAUAAGACUCAGUUUGAUGAAGGAAAGGUGGACGGCCGAAUGCUCCAUUACAUGAGCGUGGAUGACUUGCUGUCCUUGAAAGUUGUUAGCGUCCUCCACCAUCUUAGCAUCAAAAGAGCCAUUCAAGUUCUGCGAAUAAAUAACUUUGAGCCCAACUGUCUGCGCCGGAGGCCAUCUGAUGAGAACAACAUCACCCCUUCAGAGGUUACGCAGUGGACCAAUCAUCGCGUGAUGGAGUGGUUACGUUCUGUUGAUCUAGCAGAAUAUGCGCCUAACCUGCGGGGGAGCGGUGUGCAUGGGGGACUGAUGGUUUUAGAGCCUCGCUUCAAUGUAGAAACCAUGGCACAGUUGCUGAACAUCCCACCAAACAAGACGCUGCUGAGACGGCACUUGGCAACUCAUUUCAACCUACUUAUUGGUCAGGAGGCUCAGCAGCAGAAACGUGAAGCCAUGGAGUCCCCAGACUACGUCCUCUUAACAGCAACUGCCAAAAUAAAGCCAAAGAAACUUGCCUUCAGCAAUUUUGGGAGUCUGAGGAAGAAGAAGCAGGAUGAUGUGGAAGAGUAUGUGUGUCCUAUGGAACUGGGGCAGGCGUCUGGAAGUGUGUCGAAGAAGGGUUUUAAGUCUGGCUUGGAUAUCCGAGUAUAUGACGACGACGAUUUGGACAGGCUGGAACAGAUGGAAGAUUCAGAAGGGACAGUGAGGCAAAUAGGAGCAUUUUCUGAAGGCAUCAACAACUUGACACACAUGUUAAAAGAAGAUGAAAUGUUUAAAGACUUUAUGACUCGCUCUCCUAGCACCAGUAUAACAGAUGAGGACUCCAACGUGUGACAGUAACCUCCGGGCACUGAUAAAUGCUCACUUUCCUAUGUGCAAGAAACAUCAUCAUUAUAUGUGAUGGGCAACAGAUCAUGUACAUUACAUUGCUCUUGCUUCUGUUUGUUAGAAGUGAUAUUGGGGGUGGAGAAUUUAGGAAAAAAAAGAAAAAAAAGAAAAAAAAAAAGGUGCCUACUUUAAAGUUGCCAUGAGAAACACCCAGACACUGGUGAAUGCUACUUGUUUUUACUAUAUUUAAUGUACAAACUUGGUGAUAUGUUUCAGAGUGUUGCAUUUAAAUUUACAUGGUAUCAUAAUGCUCCUUUUGCUUAUUCAUUUCCUGAGGUAUUCCUUCAUCCUGUUCCAAGAUAAAACAAGAUGUUAGGUAGAAAUACUGCAUCUGUAGAUGUCAUGCAUCAGCUUUCUUUAGGGUCUCAGCUGAAAAAGAUGUCACUGCUCUCCUUUUCAAAUGGAUUUGUCCAGCACAAAUACCAGUUCUGCCUUUCCCACACUAUCCAACAUAGGAUUUUAGUUAUUCGUGCAUAAUCUCCCAGGUAACUCUUAAGUGUUGCUCUUAUUUUUAUACUGUUUUAUAAAAAAAAAAAAGUAUAUGAAGUACAUAUAAAAGCAGAAAUUUAAAUUUUGUGAUGUAGAGUGAUGGAAAGUUUGAGGUGUGGGGGAAGGGGAAAACGUUGUAAAAAGAAUAUGCCAGUUUGCAUACCAGCUGGUUACUGGAAAAGGCAGGCUGACCUUUGGAACUGUUUGCUCUCUUUCCUUUUUGCAAAGUGCACAGUUAAAUGAUCUUCCAUUUGGGGUGAAGCAAUUAUAAAAGUACAUUUCUUCUUGCAGUGACUCUUUCAGUAACUGCAGAUUUAAAAGCAUCUUAUUUCUUGUUCCCAGCAGCAGUUCUAGCAUUCAGACAAGAUUAUUAACACUUCUAUGACUUAAAAAUAUUUUGGAGAAUUUUCCUCUUGAAGUUGAGAGUACUCCCUGCAUAUGGAAGGGAUAUUUCUGUGCUGUGACUAACGUAAAGAUGGUAUAGUUGCAAAAAAAUAAAGUUAUAUAGAGAAAUGUAUAGGAAAUAUAUUAUUUCAUAAUAUUAAACCUAAGGUGGGGCUUUUCCUCAAAAAGUCAAAUAUCAAACAUGUUGCUCAUCAUUUUACCUUCUUAAAGCACAAGUCUUUUCUGCUUUGACGAUCAGAUUUCAAAAAUCUUAACUAGCCAGUGGAUAUCUUUUGUCAGGCUUUCCGUAUUACAAGGUGUCCUAGCCAAAAGCAAACAAAAAAGUCACUCUGUUGAACUGGUCAUUUGUAUGGUGCUGAAUGUUGCAUGUAUUUUAGCACAACGGCAUGAAGCUGCUUUGCUUUGUACAGGAAGAAAGCACAGCUAGAAUUGUUCCUUGCAGUGUUGUUUUGCUUUAACAAGAGUUUGUCACUUGUUUCAUCGCUGUUAUUGUUGGAAGGGAGAGUGCGUUUGACACAUAGCUUAAAGGAUGUUAGAUUUCUGCUGAUUUUGGUAUUCCUGAAAUACUGUUACCAAAGUUAGGAAAGGAGGAAAGAUUCUUUCAGGCGUUUCAGAAGCGCUCCCAUUAGAUGUUGAGGUGGACUGGAGACAUACACUACCAUUAUAUCAUUAUGAGCUAAUAAGCUAUUACCAGUCUGGUUCUUUGAAGGAUGUGCAGUGUAGGCUAUUAUUUAUGUACAAAGACGAAAAAUUUGAUGAGGACCCGUUGUGUUAUAUAUAAUAACAAGUGCUGCCAUUUUCUCUUUCAUAACUGGAGCCAGGCAAACAAUCCAUAAUGUGUUCAGAAAAUAGUUUAUGCCACUUAUGAGUUGUCUACAAGAAGACUGCAACUGAGGCAUUAUUCAAAAUUCCUGACUAAACAAUACCUGCAAGUAAUUUGUUUAUUCCUCUGCUGUUUUGCAGGUGCUCUUUGAGCUAUUUUAGGUAGACAUCUCCCAUUCUAUGCUUAGUGACAGCUUUCAGGUGCAAAUACUUGUGAUACAAAUUCACGGCUUGCUUUCUGUGGAUACUCUGCAAUAUGGUUGUUAUUUACAUGUAGGUUGGGGCUCAGGGCUCUGCUCUGCCAAAUGCUGCAGAAGCACCAGAAGUCAUGGUGUGGGCUUCUGAGCAAAAGCGUUCCCGUAUAUUCACUCUUCUAGCAGACUCUCUGGCUAGUGAACAUGGCGACUGGAUAUUCACAGGAAAAAAAGAGGUUAGUGACACAGUGUUACAUUCUGAAAUAGCCACAGAGAAAUAUUCUCAGAAAGAUGUCAUUUAAAUCCAGUGCUGUUAACAAGCACAUCAACAAUUGCAUAUGAACAUUUGUUUUUAAGUCCAAUGUGAACAGAACUCUAUUCAGAACAAUCCUUCUCGGCAUUUGCUGGUUAGAAAACAGGUCAUCCCUUCAAAGCUACCUAUCAUCUGAACUUGGAUAUUUUUUUAUGGGGUUGUAAUAUGAAAGCAAGAGAUAAAGUCAGGAAGUUAACAUGCACGUGUGCACACAGUUGAUGCCGCUGUGGUAUUUUAAUUUGUGUGUAUUUGAAAAGGGCAGCAUAACUACUGUGUAUUGCCAUGUAAAAUCCAAUAAAAUCUUUGGAAAGUGC
Struthio camelus australis is the source of this 5815-nucleotide messenger RNA. The record is from RefSeq and is a predicted model, not a curated record. NCBI's taxonomy places the organism in Eukaryota, Metazoa, Chordata, Aves, Struthioniformes, Struthionidae.